Apis florea (little honeybee) is the source of this 1233-nucleotide messenger RNA. It is a transcript of the gene Pgls, whose product is annotated as 6-phosphogluconolactonase. The record is from RefSeq and is a predicted model, not a curated record. Gene Ontology annotation, biological process: carbohydrate metabolic process; pentose-phosphate shunt. Gene Ontology annotation, molecular function: 6-phosphogluconolactonase activity. NCBI's taxonomy places the organism in Eukaryota, Metazoa, Arthropoda, Insecta, Hymenoptera, Apidae.
GAAUUGAUAAAUAAAUGCAUUUCGCUUUUUACAUAAAUUUAUUAUAUUAGAAUUUACAUAGUAUAAAUGAUAUAGUUUCAAUUUUUAAGAUAUUAGAAAAUAUAGAUUGGAAAUUUAAAUUGCCGCUAUUGUGUGUAUUUAAAUAUAAAUUCUAUUCAUAAAGUAUUUAAAUAUCACUUAUAAAUUAUAACUUUUUACAAUAAAGAAUAUACUACGUGAUUUCAUUAUAAAAAAUUCAUUUAUAAUGAUUAUCAAUAAAAAAAGAUCGCAAUACAAUCUUAAUAAAGUUCAAUAUCGCAAAUCACAAAUUUAUCACGUGCUAUCGUGAAUGUCCAAUGCUGUAUUCUGAUUACUGUUAAUCGAUGCUAUAUAACUAAUACCACCUUGUAUCUUUAUAUUCAACACGAGUUCCGUUGUUCAUAUACAAUUCUUCGUUUAUUUAAGGUUACAAAUUUAUAAAUACUAUUUAAAAAUUGCUUACAAAUGAUGGAGAAAAUACUAGUUGAACCCCGAGAUGGAUCUGUGGUGUCAUGUUUGUCUAACCUUCUCCAAACGAGUGCUGAACAAGCAUUUGCAAAUAGUGAUACGUUCAAGGUUGGAUUAUCAGGAGGAUCUUUAAUAUUAUUAUUGGCUCAAAGUUUACCUAAUAUUAAAACUGAUUGGAGUAGAUAACUUUUUUUUUGUGAUGAAAGAGUUGUUCCUUUUGAUAGCAAUGAUUCCACUUAUGGAGAAUAUAAAUCAAACUUGAUUGGAAAAAUACCAAUAACUGAAGAUCAAUUUAUAAAAAUUAAUCCUGAUCUAUCUGCUGAAGAUGCUGCAAAAGAUUAUAUUAAGAAGAUGUCCGUUUUUUUCCCUCCUGAUCGUGUUCCAUGUUUUGAUGUACUUCUUUUGGGAUUGGGUCCAGAUGGACAUAUAUGUUCUCUUUUUCCUGGUCAUAAACUUUUGAAUGAAGCCAGUUUAUGGGUCUGUCCUAUAAAUGAUUCUCCUAAGCCACCACCAUCUCGUAUUACUCUUACUCUUCCUGUGAUAAAUAAUGCAAAAAAAUGCAUAUUUGCUGUUACCGGAUCUAGCAAAGCAGAAAUUAUUAAGCGAAUUUUGCAAGACAAAGAAAAUUUGCCAGCUGCUCGUGUACAACCACACAAUGGAGAAUUAUAUUGGAUCUUAGAUGAAGCUGCUGCAAAAUUCUUAGGAACAGCCUAAACAAGAUAUUCAAUGAAAUUAACUUACAUUCCA